AUGAGUGAAACACCUUCAACUAGCUACUCGGUGAAUCAGCCUAACUCCUCUGAGAGUGAACAGAGUUUAAUCGUGCGCCAUUUCAAUGUUACUGAGCCUGUUGUGGCAAAACGGAUCUGUUUCUAUAAAAGUGGAGAUCCUCAGUUUAAUGGGAUCAACAUGGUGAUUAACAACCGGUCUUACAAAACAUUUGAUGCCUUGCUGGACAGUUUAUCCAAACGGAUUCCAUUACCUUUUGGAGUAAGGAAUAUUAGUACACCAAAAGGGAGACAUAGCAUCACCAAUUUGGAGGAUCUUGAAGAUGGAAAAUCUUACAUUUGCUCCCAUCAGAGGAAAAUGAAGCCCAUCAACCUGGAACAGGCUAGCAAAAAGCUACUUCCCUGGCAGAUCAGCAGGCCUGUCAGCGCUCAUGGAUUUGGCCAUCGAGAAAGUAAAAUAACAACUCCCAAAAAGAUGCUUGUUUUCAAAAAUGGAGAUGUAAGACUCAGGCGCACCAUAGUUUUGGGAAAGAAAAAUACACAAACCUUUGAGGCCUUUUUGGAUUAUAUGAGUGAGUUAAUGCAAUAUCCAGUUGUGAAACUAUAUACCACUGAUGGGAGAAAGGUUCCUAAUCUUCAGGCUCUGAUAUUGUGCUCUGGAGCUGUAGUCGCAGCGGGGAGAGAGCCUUUUAAACCAAGCAAUUAUGAUUCUCUUGGGUAUUCACGGCCUGCUAAAUUGCUUGGCAUUGCAAAUCGUGUGUACCCAAAAGCAAAUGUCAAGUCAGAAAGUGAAAAUAUGAGAGCUGAAAUGGGGUCUAGCUCAAGAUCUCAGAUAUUCUCAGUGUCUUCUGAUAAAGGGUCCAGCAAUGAUAACAACUUGAAUGAUAACAACUCAGAUUCUUCCUGUGUUCCUCACAGUCAUAAUGAUAUAGGAGGAAAUCAGUCAGUUACUGGCGAAGACUUAUCUGUGGCACAAUAUGAAGAUGACAUUGAGAAAUCUGUUCACCUUAAUCAAGAUGGCAGUAUCACAGUGGAAAUGAAAGUUCGAUUCAAAAUUAAAGAGGAAGAAACCAUUAAAUGGACAACCACUGUAAGUCGUGCUGAUAAAAAUACCACCGUUAGCAAUUCUGCAAUGCAUGCAGAAGACUCAUCCAAUGUAAAUGUAUCAGAACAUAUAAAACCAAAAGAUACUCUUUUUUUGAAGAGCUACAGUAAAGAAGAGGGAGACUCACUACAGCAAUUCAAUGCAGAAGUGUCAGACAAAGAAUCAGAGUCUGAUUUAAAAACUGCUGGUUGUAACACCUGUAUGAAGAGCAAUUCUGCAGAUCUAGAUGUAGGCAGUGUACCUGAGGAUAAUAUCAAGCCUCGCUUUUAUAGGCCUCCCACCCCUGGGCCAAGGCGUGUUAGACAAAAGAAAGCAGUACUUGAAAGUGUCACCUUGGUUUCUGAGAAAGAGGUUCAGGAGAAGACAGUAGGACAGUUUUCCUACAGUGAGGAAAUACAGAAUGGAGAAAAUAAAUCUGAGUAUUGCAUGGUAUCUCAUUCAAGCAGAAAAAAAUCAAGUGUCAGUAAUCCAAAGUUGAUUGAGAUAAGUGACAAUGAUGCAAUGCAUUCAGCCUGUCCUGGACAUAGACAGAUGAAGGUGAUGGUACCUCCACAUGGCAAAGGUCCUACUGACAAAAUAAAUCCAGCAGCUGGGUUAUUUCCUUCUGUUACUGAAAAUGAGGAUCAAACCACUGUCAGGACUGAAUCUAUAAUGGCAGCACGCCUCAUUGAUGACAGCCAAUCUGUAUCUUCCCUCACUAGAAAGAAGAAGAAGAGAAAAUCGUCUAACUUCCUAGAACAAGGUACAUAUGAAGAUCAAAAAGAUAAAGGAAUUUCAGAGAUAAUUAAAAGUGAGGUAAUGCAUAUCACAAGCAAACCCCCGCAGGAUUCCACAACAGAGGCUAUGGAUGAUUAUUCUGAAAUGCCUCAGAAAAAAGGAAAGGAAUUUUUUGUAAAAAACAACGAUGGCUCUGUCAAUUCAGACAAAAGUGUCUGUCCUGAAGAUGAGUUCUACCACUUGGAUUUAGAAAAUGGAUUGUCAUCUAACAAAAAACCAAGAAGUAAUAAGUUGUUCAAGACAAAAUUGAAAUCAGGCAAAAAAAAUAGUAUAGUUUCAUCUGCAAAGAGUGAAGAUGAUCUAGUGACAGUUGAUUCAAACAAUGAGUCUGAACACGAAGAUAUUGAUGCUUCUAUAUAUAAAGAAACAAGAUCUAUCGCAAACAAAGGACAUGUGACUGCAAAAAACCAUCUGCUUGAACAUAAUCUAACGAAAAAAAUAUUAAAACCGAUUGGUCAUUUGGGACCUUCAGAACAAUCAGCCAAAGAUUCAUAUGAAAAACAAACUGACCCCUUGAUUCAUGCUAAUACAACUAUAAUAGAAACAGCCAAGUAUUCACUAAAGUCAGAAUUUUGUCGUGAUGCUAAGCUACACUUGCUUCAUGAAACAUCUGAGAAUGAUAAAAUGAUCUCAGAAGUUGAUAUUCAAGAUACCAACCUAUGUCAAAGAAAAAAAUCUGAGGUUGCUGUUCAAGUUGAUUGUGCAAUUGUCAAUGAGAAAAUGGGAAUUGAUGUUCAGAAUAAUUGCAUGUCUAUCAUGUUGCUGCAUGAGCUACAAUCAACUUUGCUUGGUCUCCAGAAAGAACAUAAUGGAUGUGUAGGAAAAGCUUGCACCCUUUCAGAUCUUUCUUCUUCAGCUUUUAAUUCUUCCUCCAAUGUCCUCCUAGCAUGGCUACUUGUAUUGAAUCUGAGAGACAAUUUGAUUGGGACCAUCAGAGAUGAUAUGCAAAAAACUACCUGUAGCUGUUCCGAAAUAUUUACACAGUUGCAGUUUCUGAAACAAACUACAGUCAUAGAAAAAGCUGAUGAACUGAAGGCUGCCUUCUCACAUUUUCAACAAUCAACAGAAAAUAACUUAUUACCCUUUGGGAGGGAACUAAAAAAGCAGGACUCCUCACAUUGCCAUGAGAAUAUGCCCAUAUCCGAAAUUCAUAAUGGUUUAGGUCUGCACGAAAAUGAACAGGCAGUUGAACCGUGUGUUCCAAAGGACACUGUAAAUUCUGAAGAAGCUCUAAAAUUGACUGGUGAACUAGAAACCUGCUUUGAUAUACAGAAAGAUCCUUGUGAAGAAACAGAGACUUUAGACUUGAGUGCUCCCAAAACACAGCUAAAUGGUCAAUAUGCCAAUAGUAAUUCAAAUACCUGUAGCCUUGCAUCAGCUAUAGAGUCACAUGAAAGAAAGGAAGAAAUGCCCAAUAGCCUAUAUAAAAAAUCUCAAGAUGAAAACACUAAUACAUCAUUCACUAAUGAAGAGUCAGAAACUUCAAUAGAGCCUAACUCGACAGUUCAUAGUGUAACUUCUAAUGAUAAACAUCAUAUUUUGGAUCAGGAUACUUCUGAGUUAGAAUGUGAAAAAGAUAUACAUGUUACUACUGAUAAAAGUGAAGAUGAAAAAGUUGAUUGCAAGUCAUCAGGUAAUGAGAAAACCCCAAAUAACCAAUUUAAAUUAGCCACUGAAACCUCUGUAGAAUAUAAUGAGGAUUAUUCUGUACAGGAAGACAAAGAUGCAGAAACUUGUGAGGAAACCUCUGAACGGUUAUCUACAGUCUCUCCAUUAUCAUUUUGUUAUGAAUCAAAGCAAGUUACAGAAUGUGAUAUGAGUGAAGGAGAAGAGAAAUUGCAAGUAGAAGAACUGGAUAAUAAAAUGUGUUUAGACACUUCUGAAGUAAAAAAAUGCUUAAAAAGUCCUGCUACUUCAGACUGGUCAGAUUACAGACCAGAUACUGAAGAAAGUGAUUAUAACUUCAGAGCAUCCAGUGAUCUGACCAAUGAAAGUGGGGAGGAAGCAAUACUCGAAAAGCAUUAUAACACUGGCUAUGUAAAACGAACUAUUGAACGACUUUAUGGCAAGACAGAAGCUUCAUUUAAACCUGACUUUCACAAAGGAUUUCCUUAUAUGUUGAAAGUAUUUCAAAAGGAUACUGAAGAAUUCCACUCUGCAGUCAUGGAAAAAACCAUUUAUUUUUCUCAAGAGCCUAGGUCUUGUUCUGGUGAGAAAUUGUCACAUACUUCAUUACCAUCACAAGAAUUUGCAGUAAACAUAAACAAAGAUGAGACUAUAUCAAGAAGAGAAAAUACUUCUUUACCAACACCACAACCUACUCUUAACAGAGACGAGACAAGUUACACUAUUGACCAUUCAGCGGAAUCUCCAAAACAACAUUGUCAACCUAGUAUACCAGCUAAUGAAGAUGAAGGAAUACUGAUAGAUAAAGGCAAAUGGCUUCUCAAAGAAAAUCAUUUGAUUAGAAGAUCACCACCUGAACGGGUUGGAAUGUAUGGUAAUUUGGAUACAACAUCAACGGACACAGUCCUUGAUACUAACAGUGAUGAUGUUCCAUACUCACACUUUGGCAAUCUGAAUCAAUACCCAGACCUCAAUGAAAUCUCUUCUUCAGAACUUGAAGAUAUGGCUAAACCCUCUGAAAAUUUUUGCAACUAUUUCAAUAUGCCUCAUAAUAGUGAUUCAGACCCCUUUCAGGAUGACUUAAAUACAAAAAGCAAACCUAGCUUCGAUAGUAAGAUCAUUUCCCUUCCUGCAGCAAAGAAAGAAAAGAACAAACCAUCUUCUACACAUUGUUUCACACAGGCUGAUACCAAUUUUUCACCUUUUCAAACUGUAGAAUUUAGAUUGCCUGACAACAAGGUUCGUCCAUUGGGACAGCCUUUAAGUGAUGAACCCAUACAGUCCCAGCCAACUGAUGCUAGUAAUGCUAACAGAAGUGCGCCUCAGGAAGAAGACUCUCUGGAUAAACUCCAUGCUAUAUGUGGCCAACAUUGUCCAAUACUAAUGGUGACAAUAACACCAAUUAAUGAGGAACAGAGAGGGUAUGCCUACCAAAAAGCAUCUGAUAUUGAGAACCAGCUGGAUCCAUGUUUAUUGGCCAGAAAAAGUGAACGUUUAAAAUGGUCAGGCAAAGAUUUAAUAGCAGAUGAAAAUAAUCAUGUGAUUCUGAAGAAUAACUGUAUCAAUAAUAUUGCCAAUAAUAUUUUGAAUAGGUUUUAUGCAAAUAACACCCUAGAUUUUAUUAGUAACUUUGGAAUAUUUGUAUCAUCAACUCUGAAAGACACAAGCUGUUUAGAGAAGAUACAUGUUACAGAGGACAUGAAUGUAAACCCCAUGGAAGGCAGCAAAUGUCAAAAUAACAUAGCCAAACACAUACCCAGUGAUCUUGUGAUAGGCACAAAUAUUGAGCUACCCAAUAGAAAGCAAAAAACAUGCCAAAGUUUAAGAAUAAGCCAAAUUCAUACUGUUGGAGAAAAAUAUUCUCCCAUGUUGGCAGAUCCAGCAGAAACCUGUCAUUCUGAAACAUUUCUGAAGUGUAACACUUCUUUAAAUAACGUUGAACAUAAUGCCUCUGAGAAUAUGAAAAAUGAAAAUGCGCUUCCUCCAGAAGAAGAAGAAGAAGAGAAAGAAGAGGAAGUUUGCUUUUGUACAAUGGACAAUGGAAACAGUAAAGAUGAGAAAGACUUAUAA
This is a messenger RNA of Nestor notabilis (Kea), 5556 nucleotides long. RefSeq names its product retinitis pigmentosa 1 (autosomal dominant) (gene RP1). Gene Ontology annotation, cellular component: axoneme. Gene Ontology annotation, biological process: axoneme assembly; photoreceptor cell development; intracellular signal transduction. NCBI's taxonomy places the organism in Eukaryota, Metazoa, Chordata, Aves, Psittaciformes, Psittacidae. The coding region runs from base 1 to 5556 and encodes 1851 amino acids. The record is from RefSeq and is a predicted model, not a curated record. The transcript has 6 exons.